Rhodamnia argentea is the source of this 993-nucleotide messenger RNA. RefSeq lists its product as uncharacterized. The record is from RefSeq and is a predicted model, not a curated record. The coding region runs from base 151 to 753 and encodes 200 amino acids. Lineage: Eukaryota; Viridiplantae; Streptophyta; Magnoliopsida; Myrtales; Myrtaceae. The transcript is spliced from 2 exons.
UUCGCAUAUCUCUCCCUUCACCUCCUUUUCCCCUUUGCUUGCUCAAAACGACAGGUCUCGAAUAUUCUCUCCCACCCUUCUUCCGUCGCCAGUGACCGAGAGCACGGAGAAGGAAAGAGGAGUCGAGAUCGAGACGGCGGCGCGGAGGAGAUGGUUCUAUGGGAGAUCACGUUGGCGACGGCCUACUUCCUGGGGCUGAAGCGAACCUACAAGCUCGCUCUGAGGAUUCAGCGCAGGUUGAUCGGCCCCAAGCACCCCAAGAUCCGUCAGUUCGCCCAACGACGAACUCGUGCCAUAUUUGAUGCAGCGCUGAAGGUUCACAAGAGCAUACAAGACAGAGACAUUGAAGUCGGUCGGAACCUCGGCAACAGGAUUCUACGUUGUCUGGACCGGAUGAAACCUUCGGCCCAAAUUCGCGGUUCUUCCUCAGGGGGAAGCCCUAGCAAUUCAAGCACCGGCAUGAAUAUGACAAAGCAGAUCAAAGGCACUUCACAGUGGAAAGACCCCAGGACAUACAGCUCGUCCAAAAAUGCAGAAUCUGGUAGGCGCAUGUUUGCGUCGUUAAGGAACACAUGGCCGAAGCCUUUUCCUACCAUCACAAUGAUGCUGCAGUCGGCGAAACCCACCAGUCGAAUCACGCAGUACAGGCACGUGAGUACCUAUGGGCCCGAACUGCCAAGAUUGUAUUUUGCUCGUGGUCAAUACGGUGGAGUUUUGCGGGAGGACAUAAUGCAGUGGAUGCUGCAAAAAUGAACUCUGGAAUUUCCCUUGUAUCGCUGACGAACACAUUUUCGAGACCCAAAUGGCGCCUCAGACACAGCAAAGCUUAUAUCCUGUUCCUCCGUUUUCUUUUUCCUCCAUCCCUUCGUUGUAAUGGCGGUUCAUGAGGGUCUUAAUUUUCUUUGGUGUAAAUUCUUAUGAUUCCCCGCCUUUUUUCUUUCGAACUUUUUGAUGUCUGAAAUAAAACGGGUCCCUUUGUCGUGUCUUUGCUGG